This is a messenger RNA of Oryzias melastigma (Indian medaka), 3546 nucleotides long. Its product is annotated as ankyrin repeat and fibronectin type-III domain-containing protein 1. NCBI's taxonomy places the organism in Eukaryota, Metazoa, Chordata, Actinopteri, Beloniformes, Adrianichthyidae. The transcript is spliced from 19 exons. Gene Ontology annotation, cellular component: spindle. Bases 165 to 3227 code for a protein of 1020 amino acids. Gene Ontology annotation, molecular function: protein binding. Gene Ontology annotation, biological process: establishment of mitotic spindle orientation; regulation of establishment of bipolar cell polarity. The record is from RefSeq and is a predicted model, not a curated record.
CAACAACACCUGUGGGGUUGAAGCGGGACUGUGGUGGUGAUGUGGGGGCGACUAUCAGCUUUGACAAACAUCAAUUUAUUAACUCUGCAUGUCUGUUUCUCUACAAACUGCAUCCGAAUGCCAGCAGAGCUCUCCCUCCCAGACCUCUUCCCUCAUCUCCUGUCAUGUCCAUGAGGAACCCACCUCAGCGCCGGCGCUCUCUGGGACCCGUCUCGCCCAAACGGAUCUACAGAAACCUUUCUGUCAGACUGAGGGGAGGAGAAUCGUCAGUUUCCGAGGAGGUGGAUGUACCCAAACGCUCCAGCAAGCCUGCAGAAGCAUACAAGACCCUGUGGGAGGCGGUGGAAAAUGAGGACACUUUGUCUGUGCAGAGCCUUCUGUCCAGAGACCACAGCGGCUGUGGAGGAGGAGGCAGCUUGUGGGAGAGAGGGGAGAGGAGAGAGAAGGAAUGGGAGAAAGAGAAGGAGGUGAACAGAGUGAGCGACCAGGGUCUGGUACCCCUGGACGUGGCUGCUCUUACCCACAACUCUCCUUUGCUCCACGUGCUGACCAGAGCAGGAGCCAGACACAAUCCCAUCUUGAUCCGGCCGGUGGAGUGGUCGCUUAAGCUGGACGCCCUGGUGGCGCUGGCCAGUAACCGAGUUGAGGACUGGAAGGCGGAGCUGGUGAAGAAAGCAGGGGCAGGACCGCAGGCUCAAGCUGAUGCUCAGAGACAGGUCUGCCUGUGGAAGCUCAGGCUGCAGCUGUACUGCCGGAUGAGAGAGAACUUCCACCACACAGAGAUUCCCGGUCCUCCCAGUCACGUGUCCAUACUGGUAACCAGCACGUCGUCUCUGUGUGUAAUUAUCAAGGAGCCAGAGGGAAGCACCAUAGGACUGAUCACUCAGUAUCGAGUGGAAUGGAGCACGUCAUCUUGCUUCAAACGCAUCCUCGGCUCGGCCCAAAUCACUGAGACUAAAAACCCUUCCUACAUCAUCAAGGGACUGACAGCUGGGGUGCAUUACUUUGUGAGAGUGAGUGCAUACAAUGUGAAAGGAUGGGGUCCACCUCAGUGCUCUGCUCCAGUCAGUGCUGCCCCUUCUAGCUGGAGGGAGUGUGUCGGUGUGAAGUCACAGUUCAGGAACCAUGAGGGCCUCGUGAGAAAACUGCUGGAAGAUGCCAAAGAGUCACAGUACAGAGGAUAUUGCAUGGAGAUCUCAAAGCCCCAGAGUCCCGGCAAGCGGCUGUCAGUUUCACGAGGCAUCAAACAGCUGUUUCAGUCUGCCACCAAGUUUGUUCGUCUCCUACAAAGGGGUGUAUAUUUGGCGACAGUAUUCUACCACAAAGACAACGUCUUGGUGACAGCUGAAGAUCAGAUCCCGCUGGUGGAGAUCCAGUGCUGCUCCACCUCCAUCACUCAAGACUUCCUUUGGUUUGCCAAGUUGUCCUGUGCGUGGCAGCAGGUGCCCUGGCUCCAGCAGGCUCUCUCCACCGCUCACUCAUCUCCAUCCUCCCUUCUUCAAAACAGGCACAACAUUUUAAAAGCUGUUUCUCAGCUGCAGAGUUCGCUUGGAACGAUGGACCUGGGCCAGUUGUACUACGAGCCACUAAAAGACAGACAGGGAAACAUACUACUAGUGACUCUAAAGGGAUUUCCAAACCCUCCCAGUGCCCCUAAUCCCCCACUUCAUUGGACACCUCUGUCUCACCUGGAAAAGAACCGCAGCAGAACUCCUCUGCUGCCCGAGCCCACCGCCAUGGACAUGCUGUAUGAGCAGCUCAAGGACAAACUGUCCUUCCACAGGCACAGCAUCCAGUGGGCUCCUCCUGGUCUGUAUGUGGGCAUCUUGAAGCUGUGCAGCUCAGUAGAGCAGAUCAGAGUGCUGGUGCCUCAGAGGUUACCUAAUCUACUCUGCCACACGCGAGUCAGACACAACGCCCACGUGACCAGAGAGGAGUGGGCGUGGCUCCAGAGUCAUGUUUACACAGCACAGAACGGUGGCGUUCAGAACCUGUUGAGCGGCGAGGAGGAGAGCUUGACGGAGAACGGCGUUCUGAUGGAUUUCGUCAGGUCUCUGAGAUCAGCCGUCACGCAUCUCCUGACGAAGCUCAACAUCCCCCUCUACAGGGCGUAUCAGUAUGGCGUUUACACCCGGGAGCUGCUGCAGUUUGAUGAAAAGUUGUCCAUGCUGCUGCUCCUGCCUCCCAGUGAGGACUUCAGCUCGAGUUAUUGGCCUCUAGUGGGGACCAAGGAGCCCGGCCUCACCAUGCCUCUUCAGAUCUUUGAGCUGGUUCACUUCUGGACCUACGAGCGGGAUUUCCUCUGCCAGUACUGCCAGGCCUGGGUGAGGCUGGAGCUGGACACUCACCUGGCUCAGCAGGCGCUGCGCGAGGCGCUGGACACUAAGGAAGUGCAGGAGGCUCGAGAGCAGCUCAACAACGUGACAGAUCUGUCUCGACGUCUAGAGGUGGUGUGGAGGGAUGCCCGCUGGAUUAUGGACUGUCUGCAGUGUGUCCGGUCCAAGCAGUGGGUGGGGGCCGUGCCACUUGGCCUGGUGAUGGGAGGUGACCCCCCACCUUGUCCUGAAGGGGAGGAAGAGAGUCUGACAUCUAGGCUAACGUGGCCUCAUCGGAUGCAAACUCAAAGAUCUAUCACUGACACCUCCUACGGUGGCACUCCACGCCACAUGGGCGUGGCCUCCGAGGCAGGGAUCCCAGUUGUUCCUGGGGAUUCUGCUCUGGUGCUGAUGGAAGGGGUGGUAAAGGGGGGGUACCCUGUGGACACGGAGUCGGGUUUGGAGCGUGCUGCCGUCCCGCCGCUGGAAACCGGAUACGCCCUUCUGGACACGCAGGGGGGGUCUUACUUUCCCUCCAGCAUCACUGAGGUCCUUCAGCCCAUGGAGAUGGCCGAGUUGGUGGACAUUUUACCUGCUCUCAGCCUCAUUGAGGAGGAGGACGAUCCUACACCAUCUGUGAUGGACGUGCUGGAGAGCUUUGGUCUGGAGAUCGGGGAGAGCAACGCCCCCUUUAAUUUUGGGGGUUCAGACUUGAAUGGCCUGACACAGUCCAGCCUGAACAACAGCUCCAGCUUGAGUGAGACUUGCUCUGAGAGUGCAGUGUUACAGGAGAAAAACGAAGCAGAUGUGUACUUUCCUCCAGAGGCGGCAGAGACACAAACUCCAAGUAAAGGAACAUUUCCAGUGAGGAACCAGGUGGAGUGGGACAAACCUUCAAACAGUUCAUCAUGAUAUGAACUUCCAUGACUCCACUUUUUCUGGUUUAAGUCAACUGCAAUUAAUUUAACUGACCUCAAAAUUGAGAACUGACUGUCAACUAGAUGCAGCCCUAAGAAAAACUGAAGGAGAGGAAAUGACUAGUUUGUGUUUUUGCACAUAUCUGUGUUUAUCUUUUUUGUUGUUUUUAUAUGCAUCUCACUAUUUGUAGAUGAAGAUAAGCUAAAGUAGAUACGGUUGCUUGAAAACUUGCUCACUACUGCUGCCAAGAGUCACUUUUCUGCUUCCAUGUGCUGCAACAAACUCAUUAAAAUCACAUUUCCAUCUAAAAAAA